AUGACGACUCAAGUGGAACUGAAUGCAUUUGAAGCAGACAUUCCUUCAGAGUUGAAGGAGUUUCCACCACGAUCUACCCUCGCUACUCUGGACAGGAAUCUAGAUCAGCUCUUGACCGAAGUCAAGCUGCUGAAUGAAUCUCGACAAAAGGAUUUUGCGAAUACAGAAGGUCGAAGAGAUCGGCUGGGGAUUUCACCAACUGCUGGAAACUUUGAACAGUUUCGACAAUUACGACAAGAACGAUUAGACAGUAUACAAAAGAUUGAACAACCGCUACGGAUCAAGUCGUCAAGUAGAACUAUUUCCAAAGAACUCGAAAGAUAUUGGAAGGUAGAACAUGAACUGAGCCCUUCUAAGAUCCUCGACGUGCUCGAAAGCUUUUACAAGAACAAGGCUGCUCACGUUUUGGAGGAGAACAGUCUUCUCGUUUCUCGUUGGGCCCGAUUUUGUCGGAAUGCUCACGACAUCAACAAGUUCCAUAAUAUCUUCUCUCGGUAUCAAGCAUAUUUACAAAACGAAUAUACGGACUCUCUUGAUCGUUACGAUCGAAUCUCAAAGCUAACGGACGCCAAGGCAAAGGCCAAUUCCAAAGAUGAGCGUCCCAACAAUAUUGAGCAAAUGAUUGCCGACCGUAAAAACAAGACUCAAAAGGAAUCCAAAGCUGCUGACGACGGCAACGCCAAAAUACCUGCAGAAUCUGAUACACUGCCGAAACGAACUAGAACAGAUCCGUAUGCGCUUUCAAACGAUUCUGGAGUUGAAGUAUCGGAUUUGGUGGUAUAUUUGCGUUGGAUUAUUACGCAAUGGAGUGGAAGUAAAGAUCUUGAGAAGUUCGUCAGGAGGAUGAAGGUGGCUGUUCACUCGGAGCGUGUACCAAUCUUCCAGUUUUAUCAGAUAAUACUGGAGAGUGAGCCAGGCGAGCUCUUAGAAGAUUGUCCUGAAAGUUUAGAAGGCGUCAACUGUUACGUCCAACAACUACCGCUAAAAAAUUCGAAAAUCGAAGACUUCAUAACCGAGUUUGAUUCACACAUUUCCCACUUCAAAAUCGAAACAUCCAUUUCCCAAGAAGAUGGACGACCACUAUAUUACGAAGUCGAGUCUCGAUUUCAUGCUCGUUUCCAGGAACAGGUGCAUGAUAUGGUCUUGCCUCCGUAUGAUGGUGAUGGUGUUCUUCUCUCGGAGGACGGCAAAGUCCGUCGAGACUCGGCCAAACCAAUCAUAGACACGUCUAACCACACAAGACAAAGCCGUCCUACUAGUGGCGCUACUCUGCCAAAUGCCACUCGAUUACGACAGAUGGAUUGGAGUGACUAUGUAACUGUUCAUCCUAAAUAUGAUGAAUGGUUGGAAGAUCAAAUGUCGUUUCUGAAAACUCACAAGGAAAUCGACUACGAGCUGAGAUACACAUAUGAGCUCGUUGCAAGUCAGGAUAUAGACUUUGCUGCACCCCAUCUCCGAGAUUCUGCCAAGAAGCUAUUUGAAUUAGCGGCAGCAGCAAAUCCAAAUGCAAUUCAUUCCAGACCCAACAAGGGAUCUUCUGGAGGCCCCAUGUUUAUGCGUCAAGGGCAAACUCACAAUGCGGAAUCAGACGAACCUCGAUUAUCAAAACCCUUUGAUUUGGGAAUUUUGAUUCCUGAUGCUCGUGCUGAAAAGACAAAUGAUUUAUGGGUGCUUGAUGAAAAGAAGAAGCAGUUCGGUGUGUUGCUUGCACGUAACGAUGAGAUCAGGCAAAUCGAACAAGAAAUGUCAGGAUUACAUGGAGCCAAAGUUACUAGUAGAGCUAUUGAUCCCACAAUUGCUACAAUCUUUGCUGAACAUGAAAUUCAUGCCUUUGUACUGCUUCGGUACUUGAAGUUGCGAGAAGUGAGAUCCACUCUUUUGAGGCAAAUGAAUUUCUUCAGAUCUGUGGAGAAGCGUGUUUCUGUCGAUUCAUUUCGAACAAAACACCGUAAUCGAUUCGACCCGAAUGAAGGUAGUCAGGCACCUCUGGACGCUACUAUUUUGAUGCAAGCAGCUAGUACUGGAAGAAUGUGGCGACAACAGGAAUUGUUUGAUCUGCCUGAUCAACAUCAUCCACACGCUGAUACUUCAAAUACGUAUUCUCAUCAUACGCCAUCAGAAGAUUUACGAACUUUUGUUAAUGGACGAAUCCAUACCCGUGAUUAUAAUGGUGUUCCAUUUAUUUAUGACUCUGCUGUCGCAGAUCUAGAGAAAUUAGAACACGAGUUGAUCAAAAUUGGAACAUUGUGUAUAAACGGCGGUGUUGGGGGUCAUGAAGCUGUGGACUCGACUUACAUGGAUGAGAUGCGAUCAAGGGCAUCAGAAAGGCGGUCUGAUGUGAAUGAUGAAACAUUCCUUAAUCCUGGUUGUGAUCGGGCCCAAGUUUUGCUGGAAUUGUAUGAGCAUGAAGUUAAAUUUCAGAAUGCAAAGAUUGAGUUAACGAACUGUUUACUCGAGGCCAAAUACUUUUCUCGUGAUUACAGUCUCCAUACUAAAGCCUUGGACCUUCAAGCAAGUUUAAUUUCGCAAAUGGUUGCUCAUGGUAUCCAUUCACAUCGGUCCUGGGUGAUUCGUCACUUUACAAAGAUUGACAAGUCGUUCAUGACCGACGAUCCCGAUUUUAAUUUUGUGCCGAAUGCCACUUCGAUGAAUUUGAACAAGUAUAUUGAUUCUCCGUUCUCGUCGGGUCUGCCACACAAACCAGCACCUGAGAGACAACGAGUCACCAUGCAUCACGGAGCAUUAUCUGUUUACAUGACAGAAGUAGUUCCAAUGCUAGAAAAGAUCGUCGACGUAUUGGAUCAAGCUAAAUUAUGUUCUGUUGAGACGAGGCGAGCAAUUAAGAGUCAUGCUGGAGAGGCGUUGGUGCCAGUGCAUGUCGUUGAUUGUGCAAAUUGGGCUGUUUUCAUGGCUCUUUGGGAGGAACAGGUAGAAGCUGAAAUACCACUCCCUGGCAAACCUGGUGUUGGCUUAGACUCUGAAGUCUGGACUGAGAAUCCACUACUUGGUGAUAUUGUAAUAACGGAAAUGUACAAUCCGUAUCAUUAUACAUCUAGUGACAAUGCACGAGCACUUGGAAUCAAUUUGGGGCCGAUGAGUGCAUUCUCUGAUCCAGCAUACCAAGAAACUGCUCGAAGUUAUGCUCAUCUUCUGACGAGAUUGUUGCUUAUUAAGAAUCGGCUGAACUUGUCUUGGACUGAAACAGAGUACUGGCGUCGUGCCCUUGAUUUGCAAUAUGUUCAAAUGGGAGUGAAUAGAAGAGCUUAUGGUGCUCGACUAGCUCCUUUACCUCUUGAUGGCAAUCCGUUACCACCUGAUGUGAUUUCAACAGAAGAGGACGAGAUUGAAGACUAUCAGGAGGAAUCCUUCUACGAGUCUUACACUGACUUGGUCUCUGCCUCUUCCGAUCUACAAAACUUUGGACUGGCUAUGGCAGAGAUUGAUCGCCUUUUUGAUGACUUCAAUUUUUCGACUUUUGAAGCACUUCAGUUCAAUUUGAGGUGGCAAGUUGUUCGGGCAAUGACGCAUUCUUUACGAGUCCAAAUGUUGGAGAAGAAUUACUUGAUGGGAGCAGUCGAACUCCAUAGUCUUUUACUAGCAGAGAUUCACAAGAAUGCUUUAACCUCCUCUUUCGAACCUGGAUUGCUGGAUUCUAGUCAGAGACUCGAUGUCGAAGUAGACUACCGUCUGCUAGCCACUAGUAUCGUUCCAAAGAAGCGAAAACUGAGAAGGGCGAUGCUUUUAGCGUACACUGAGAGACUGGAACUGUAUGGCGGUGACGAGAAGGACGAGGACGCCAAAAAAAUGUUCGUCGAUCAAAUGAAGGAUGAGCUGAUACAUUGGUACUGCAAUAAUCUUGCAGAAGUGGUAGUUGAGUGGAGCGAACGUUCAGAGUUCGCCAAACUCAUGCUCGAAGUCAAGAGAAUAUCCGUUGAGAAGACCUACGGCAAGCUUCUCUUCCGAUCAUCAAAGAUUCUCAACCAUUUAGACUAUUUUGCGACUCUGGAAAAGGGUACCACUGAAGAUAAUGACAACAAUCUUGGUGUUUCAAUUCAAGAUGUUGUUGCAGAGAAUGGGACGGAGAAGAUUGCGAAGUUGUGGUAUAUUCCUCACAUUACUGAGAUAAUUCUGGGCCUGGUUCCAACUGAUAAAGGUGGACGUGCCGCCGACGUCUCUCGAAGAGCGUUUCGAAACAGUCUGUUGUAUCGAAGGUCUCUCAUCAUGUACACCUUGGUGUUGGAGAUUUUAACCAUGUUCUCUCGUGUUGCCGUACUGCUUCAAGAGAAUCGCAAGUUUGUUUCUUCAGUGAAAACCAUCCGUGAAGCUGAUUACGUAGUGCAAGCCAUGAAUUCUAUCAAAAAGGAUUUGUCGUAUCAAGGACAACAAGCAGACUAUGAGCGUGUGGAGCGGUAUCUGCUUCUUAGAUGGGGCUUGUUGCGUUUAAGGCUCAAGCUUUCACUUACUAUGUCACUGUAUGCGUUGAAAAUGAAUUUAAUGAAACCUUCUUACGGAAUAGUUGAGAGCGCGUGGUAUCAGAGUGGUGAAAAGAUUGCUGGAAAGCCUCGCAAGGACAUAUACCAACGAUUGAGUCGUUUCGCGAAUUCACAAUGUAGUGUAGUUUCAACUCCACUGGCUGGAAAGUACUGGUUGUCCUAUUUAGAUGAUCAGGCAAAACGAGUCUGCGAUGCAAAGAUUGUCGAGAUUGAAGAAUGUUUGGAAGAACAUACUCAGAGCACCACUCUGACAUUCGGAGAGAAUGCCGACGAGCUCAUCAAAGUUCAAGGAGACUAUCUGGUAUCAACUCUCAAGCUGUACGCCUUUCGUAAUGAAUACUUGCGUAUGAUAUUAGACGGUCGUGAACUCGAGACGGAGAUACAGCUUCAAGAAUUCUUCCGCUUGUACAAGAUUCGAAUUCUAGUAGAUUCUGUCCGCCUGUAUCAUCGACAAGGAUCUCGUGGAGGUGGAAGCACCAGUUCACUGCUUCGGACAAGUAUCAUCAGCAGUGCUCAGGAAGGCGGCUAUAAUCGACUGGUUCAAUCCAAUUUUGAAAAAUGCCAAAGUGUGGUUUUGCAAGCAGAACUCUUGCGAGAGUAUACUGUCAACCUCCAUAAACAUGGCAAAUCUAUACACACCUUGCUCUCUGAUGAGCGCACAGGCAGGCUCUUCCGACACUACACUGUCUCGGAUUCGAUACCCGACAAUAAUGUCCCUCAUAUGGCCAUGCGAUUCACCGAAGAAUCGUAUGCUGCAAAACAGGUCAUGUUGACACAAUUGGUGGCUGAUCUAUACAAGGCCUCAGUAGAGGGUGCCAAAGACACAAAGAAUGAUAAUUCCAACUUCACGUGCACCAAGGCUGCCCUUAGUCACAGCAUUCUCAAGUUUUCCACACACUUGGGUCGCUGGCAGGAGAAACGACGUGGAGAGCAUGAAAACUUUCUUGGUACUCUCUAUGGUCGAUUGCUGGAAAUGAUUCGCAACGCUGAAAAGGUCAUUGAAAAUCAGCAACAGGAGAAGCAGGAGAUUCUAGAUGAAUUCGCGAAGGGUGUCAAGCUUGCUGCCGCGGAUUUGUUUGCUGCACAUCUGGCAACACAUUCAGCAACGACCGUCGAAUUGAAUGAUCUUCGUAAAGCCCGUCGUCUAGAUGAAAGGAAACUCCGUAAUCGAAUAGUUGACGAGUAUGAUGAUCUUAUGUCUGAGCUCGUCAUGGAAAUCAACCUAUUACGGCAACGCUUUGCAGAAUAUCGUGUAGGCACAGUGCAAGAAGUUAUGGACAUUAUGUCUGAAACUAAAAAGGAAGAGUUGGGUGCUUUGGUGACAUCCAAAACUGAUUUGCCAAUGUCCAUGAGGAAGAGUGCUGAUAUAGCCAUCCAGCACGAAGAAGCAUUGUCUGAGCUUCGUGAAGAUAAUCACGAGCUCAAGAUGACGAUUCUCAAGUUUCGAUCUAUGAAUACAAUUAAGGAGCAGGCCAUCCGUUCUGCAUACGAGAAAAGAAUUCGAAAGCUGACGGAUGAAAACAAAAAGGCAGAGGAAAAAUUAUGGGAUAGUUUCAGGGAGGCUGAAGCUCGAGAGAAGUCUCUUCGUCGACAGCUAGCCAAGACUCAACGAGGGUUGACUGAUACUGAAACUGUUGUAGCUGAGCUUACUGUAAAGUUGAAGGAGGAGAAGGAGUUGCGGGUCGCUGAAAAGCAACGUGAUAGGCCUGGACCUGAGUCUCGUGCGCCCAAGAAGACAGAGCAUAAAGAGGAUGUUGAACGGCUGCUCAAGGACUUGGCUGAAAAAUCGAAACUGAUUGAGCAACUUGUCUCUGAACGACAAGCCCAUCUACAGGAACCGGAAGACAUAGAUAAUAGCAAGGUCGUAUCAAGGCCUGCAUCUACCCGUUACCCUAGUAGUCAACAACCACGAUCGAAAUCCCCUCGUCGAUCAGUAUACUUCCAAGAUCGUGUUGGUAAAUUAGAAGAAGAGAAUGCAGAUCUACGAAUGCAGCUCUUUAAACUACAGGACUCUUUAUCUCCUCCAGCAGACAGGCCUCUUCAAACUGCCAUAAUAGUAAGCCAGGAAGUUGAUACUGCUGUUGCAGCUGAACCAACGGCAAAUCGUAAAGUGGUAUUCCAGGAAGAUCCCGCAUCACCAUCAGAUCGAGAAUUGUUUUCAGCUGGUGGUGUCCGAUAUCCGUAUUAUGAGCAGCAAAGCAACAGUACAACGUCGCCGCCACGAAGAACAGCUGAACGCGAAAGUGUAUCACGACCGUCAAGAUCACGGCCGUCAACUACUAGAGCUAGCUCCUCUGCUGAUGCUUUGAGUAUAACCAACUCUACCAAACCGACUUCUGCUAAACCUGGAACUGGCGGUGGAAUCAGAUCAUUGGUGAAUACACCACUUAAAAGCCCGAAAAAGUAG
This is a messenger RNA of Synchytrium microbalum, 6900 nucleotides long. RefSeq lists its product as uncharacterized. The record is from RefSeq and is a predicted model, not a curated record. The transcript has 37 exons. NCBI's taxonomy places the organism in Eukaryota, Fungi, Chytridiomycota, Chytridiomycetes, Synchytriales, Synchytriaceae. Bases 1 to 6900 code for a protein of 2299 amino acids.